AUGGCAUUGCGUCUCAGUUUCCCACGCAUAGUUUUAUUAUUAAUAAAGAACCGACGAAUUACGUCUGUAUUACCACCUAUACGCUAUUAUAAUCGAAAUCCAGUUGAGGUAUUAUUCGGUGCAGCUUCAAAUGUAUUUCGUAAUUUUGAAAAAGAACUCGAUCGUGCACAACGUCAAUUUAAUGGAUUAUCGAAUCGAUCAGAAUUUGGUUCAAAUAGCAGAAACUUAGCUCGUGUUAUGCAGUAUCCAAAUGAACGUCCUGCACAAUCAGAUAUGAUUGUUACCGAAUCGGAUGGAACAAGAAAGUUUUUGAUAUCGUUUGAUAUGCACGAUUUUGAGCCAGAAGAAGUGAAAAUAAUAACGGAAAAUGGAGUUUUAACAAUCACAGCCAAAAAGGAGAAAAAAGAUAAAGGAGCAUAUUCAUUACGUGAAUUUAGUCAAUCUUAUUCGUUACCAGCUGAAUUAAAUAUUGAAGAUUUAAAGUCAACAUUUUCUGAAGAUGGAAUUUUAUCCAUUGAAGCACUUCUACCAAAGACGACACCGAAAGAUCGUACAAUCAAAAUUGAACAUAAAAAAUAA
Didymodactylos carnosus is the source of this 579-nucleotide messenger RNA. Lineage: Eukaryota; Metazoa; Rotifera; Eurotatoria; Philodinida; Philodinidae. The record is from the annotation of a GenBank genome assembly.